This is a messenger RNA of Caenorhabditis remanei, 840 nucleotides long. RefSeq lists its product as uncharacterized. Bases 1 to 840 code for a protein of 279 amino acids. The transcript is spliced from 4 exons. NCBI's taxonomy places the organism in Eukaryota, Metazoa, Nematoda, Chromadorea, Rhabditida, Rhabditidae. The record is from RefSeq and is a predicted model, not a curated record.
AUGUCGGUUGAUCCACUCACUUCUUUUCUGAGCCAAAUGCAGCUCGAUGAUUUUGCUGUGGCGGAUGAAAAGGAGAACAAAUCACCGGAGAUUCAAACGGAAAGCCCAAAAAAUACGUUCCCAAUCCGUAAGACUGAUGGAAAGUUGGUAUUCGACGAGCCUCUUUUCAACUGUCUGGUUUGCGGGCAUGGUGUUCCAGUUCUCGAAUGGAGACAUCGCCAGGAGUGCUUCUAUUCGGAAGAUAACUACCAGUGCCCGUUCUGUGAUCGCAGACGUCGUCCAAACAGAAUUGAAGAUCACAUGAACGAGUGUGCCCGUAAACGGAAGAUCUCGCCUCUCAAGAGAGACAAGGCCAUCUACUCUCGUCGUUUCUCAUCCCAAGCCAUUGAAAAAAUUAUGGUCGAAGCCAGGAAGAAUGUUCUUGAAGGAUACAAAACGUCACUGAAGUCUGGAGAAGCACUUUUGAUUUGUGAGACUCUGGAGCGUCACGAAGGAGAGCUUACUGUAGAAGAGGAGCAAUUCAAGAAAGAAGCCUUGCUCUCCUUCAACUCUGAGAUCCUGCCUCAUUUCGAAAGUUACCUCGCAGUCUUGAAGGACGAGCGGAUUGAAGACAAGGUUGACUUGUUUGAGUCCAGAUGGCUUCGAGAGCGUCCAGACGAGCCAUAUGACGAGAGCGCAGGAGAGAGACUCGCAGAACGUACUGGCCAGAAGUGCGACAGGGACAAUGAAGUGUUCAAGAAGGAGAAACUCGUUGAGAUCGAGAAGAUCAUCAACCGACACGUUAAGAUUCUGGCCAAGGAGAUGGCGGCGGCUCGUUUGGAGCUGGCUGAUAAGAUCUGA